Bolinopsis microptera is the source of this 3948-nucleotide messenger RNA. Its product is annotated as armadillo segment polarity protein-like. Gene Ontology annotation, biological process: positive regulation of transcription by RNA polymerase II; cell-cell adhesion; canonical Wnt signaling pathway. Gene Ontology annotation, cellular component: nucleus; cytoplasm; catenin complex. The transcript has 12 exons. Bases 83 to 2776 code for a protein of 897 amino acids. Gene Ontology annotation, molecular function: protein phosphatase binding; cadherin binding; alpha-catenin binding. NCBI's taxonomy places the organism in Eukaryota, Metazoa, Ctenophora, Tentaculata, Lobata, Bolinopsidae. The record is from RefSeq and is a predicted model, not a curated record.
AAUACUUUCAACACUACUAUAUAACAAAUAAUUUGAGCAAGAAUCACAAUGGUGAUCCGGAGAUAAGAAGGAGAUAAGAAUCAUGGAGACACCAGUGUAUCAGGAACUGUCGUGGAACACCGUUCCACAACCGUGUAAACAGAAGGACUACAGACUAUUGGAGCAGCGCCGAAAUGCCCUGAUCCAGAGCCUGCAGCAAGCCCCAGCGAACAGAGUUGACCUGGAGAAGCAGCUUCACAACGUACAAACAGAGAUGUACAUGUACCAGAACUCACAGAAACAAAACUACAACGACUUCCUCUCCUACAGGACGCCUCACCCCUCCUCUGAUCCACCCCCAAUGGAGUCCGAUCUGAUGGAUAUGCUGGGCAUGCCCCAGUCCGGCAAUACGUGGAGCAAUAAACAGUUCAUUGACUCCGGUAUCGCUUCUGGAAGCACCACCUCCCCUCCGAGUGAUGACGGUGGAAACAACGACUAUCAAAACGGAAUUGACGAUGAACUGGCAAUGCACAACAUUCCUUCCUUCGAUUGGGAUGUUCCUUAUAGCAAGAGUUCCUUCAACCAGACCCAAUCAAGGUCCCAGAGGUUGCGUGCGGAGCUGUUCCCGGAUGCAAGCGAGGAGGCGACCCCAACACCCACCCCUACUCACACCUCUCCCACCACACCCGUCACCACCACCUUGCAGACUCUGGGAGAGCCCACCCCCGUCUCUCACAACACUAUUGACAACAUCGCUCAUUACCAGGAUGACGCGGAACUGGCGAUGCAAGCCAUCCCGGAGUUUGCGAAGCUGCUCAGCUCCAAGAGCGCGGAAGUGUUGGUUUCCGUGACGACCUGCAUCCAUCAGCUGAGCAAGAAGGAGACGAGCAUGCAUGCUCUGCUGAGCUACCCGCAACUUAUGCCUACUCUCCUACACACACUGGGGACCGCUACUGAUCAAGAGGUUAUCCGGUGCUGCACCGGGACUCUUCACAAUCUCUCCUACCUACGAGAAGGUCUAGAGUCAAUACAGAAGUUCAGAGGGAUCCCAAUCCUUUGCGAACUCCUCAGCAACUCUUCUGAGAACGUCCUCUACUACACUAUAACCACACUGCACAACAUGAUUCAGCGUCACAAGUCGAGUCAGCUGGACAUAUGCCUAUCAGGCGGUCUGGAGAAGAUGGUAUCAGUCCUGAAGUACUCCGACAAGCCCCAGUUCGUAGCCAUGGUAGCGGAGUGUAUCCACCUGCUUUGCCACAGGAACCCAGACAAGAAACAGGCGGUAGCCGCGUGUUCCGGACCUCUACACCUGGUUAAACUCCUGCAGACCUCCUCCGUGGAGUAUGUCACCUGGGCGGUUGCCAGGGCACUGAAGACUCUCUCAGUGUGCAACAAGAACAAGAAGUGUAUCCUAGAAGCUGGAGGAAUGCAGGCUCUAGCCAGGCACCUGGACACAGGGUCUCAGCGGGUAACAGAGGAGGUUCUUUACACAAUGAGGAACCUGUCUAACGCAGUGAAGGGGAGCAGUGUGGAGAACGCGGACCCUAUUCUCACUAAACUGAUGGACGUGCUUGCCAGAACUAACAUCAACCUCAUAGCCUGCUCAGUGGGAUGCCUCUCAAACCUUACCUGUAACAACCCAAAUAACAAGAAGACAGUGUUCAGAGCUGGAGGUUUGGACACCCUGCUCAGAUGUCUCCUCCAGAACCAAGCUAUACCCUCAGUAGCAGAACCCUUACUGUGCACUUUACGACACAUCAACUACAAACACAGUGAGUACGAACAAACCCAACACGCCUUCAGAACAAGUGGGGGGAUCAGCCUCAUUACAAAGGUCCUGUCCACGGCUCAGCAUUGGGCCGUCAUAAAGGCUGCCUGCGGCUUGAUUCGGAACCUGGCCUUAAACGCCGCUAAUAUUCCCUUCUUCAAAGAGACCGGUCUACUUCUGCAUCUGAUCCAGGCUUGCCUGAGGAUAACGGAUCACUACAAAGGGGGAAUCAGCGAGAAUCGAGACGGUAUUAAAUUAGAGGACAUCAUGUGGGAGUCCCUGAAAACCCUGGAGUCUGUUUCUUGUCAUCCUGAAAUCAGAGCUCAGCUAGAUAAUCCAAUAUCGGCUCAUCUCCUCAUGAAAUGUAUUAACAGUAACAAUGAGAACUUGGUACAAGUUGCACUCAGCUCUGUUGUUCAGUUUGAGAAUAACGAGAAUUUUAUGGUGUUGAUCAAGAACGAUCCCCGGUUUGAACUGAUUGGAAAACUGUGCCACUUCCGGAAUCCCAAGAUAGCCCAGAUGGCAGCAGUGCUGUCAAACAGGCUGACUGAGAUCCAAGUGGACGUGAAACCCCCCACAGCAAUGGAGCAGCAACAGCACCACACCCCGGCUAUGUUCGUGAACGGGGGAGUACAGUGGGGUGAAGGAGUGCCACAUGUCCGUACCGACAGUGGAACUACCACCUCUCACCUGAACGAUGUGGUGGAUCUAGACGCCACAACAGCUCAGUACCGUAACGACAGCUUCAUCAAGUCCCCGAGUAGCAUCCCAGUAGCACCACCAGGAGGAGGAGGGCAGCUACAAGCCUCCCCUCACCAGCAGUACUCCCCCCGGUACCAUGCACCAUCCCCUCACAUCCAACAGUCCUCCUACAACGGUGUAGCCUUCCCCACCACCUUCUCCGGGGGCACCGCCUCCCCUCACUACACGGCACAGUCCACCUACCACCCCUUCCCAGGAUACCAACCCAAUGGCUAUCAGCCCCCGCAGCCUCCUCAGAACUCUAGAAACUGGUAUACGGCUAUCUGAUAGUUCAUUGCGGGCCGCUACUUCAACCCUUAUAAUUUAUUGUUAUGAGAUGUGUGCGUCAUGUGCCGGAUCGGGCCUGGUUUAAGAGGGAGUUCAGACUAAAUAUCGGAGCGGAGUAUAACACGUGAUCAAUCUCAUGUGACCCCCACGGAGACCCACCCGCCACCCACAACUAACAUAUCGAACAAAAAUAUGAGAGAUUUUCAUGAACUAUAAUGUGCGCGAUUGUGUGGAGUUCUCCAGUCCGCCGGUAGCAGAGGGAAAGUGAAAGUGAAAGUAAAAUAAACCUGGCCGUCGAACCACGAGGAUGUAAGCAGUGAUGUCGAAGUGGAGCAUUAAACUCAUAUCUUAAUUUUAUUGUUUUGAUUAUUUUUACUACUCUUAAUGAUGAAGUUUUUUUCUAAAUCCGAAGAAAACAUUAAUGAAAGCAAUGCUUACUAAUAAUGAAUAGAAAGCAAUGCUUACUAAUAAUGAAUAGAAAGCAAUGCUUACUAAUAAAACAAGUUUUAUACAAUAUACUAGAGAAAGUAAUGCUCCAACUGAAUGAAUUGCAAAUGAGUUAUACCACUUUGAGAAGUUUUAAUCUACUGCCAAAAACCAAUUAAAUUAUAACUUUGGUGGGGUGGAGCAGCCUCGAUCUGUCUCCUAAACUAACGGACACUUCAUGUCUGUCUCCUAAACUAACGGACACUUCAUGUCUGUCUCACUACUCCUAAGAGUUAAUACUUGUACCCAUGCUCUAAGAGACAGUUUGAUGCUUCUUCAUCCGCCGAUAUUUUAUACGCCUCGUAUUAGUGUAGUACUGUGUACGGUGUGUGUUCUUUUGUGCUUUUAUCAUUUUAUACGACUUGGACGAAGCCCUUAUGUGCGUCGGGCUUUUAGACACUUAUAAUUGGCCCUAAUCGCUGAUCAAAAAGAAAAAGUUGAUUGAUGAUUAUAUUUAAGCAUCUGAUGCAUGAACUGCUAGUCAUGUUUUGUCAUGUUAUAUGCUUCUUGAAUAUUUUCGGAAAUUUAAACCAAAGCUCUACAGCCGCUUGGUGUAUUCGAGUUCUAACUUGAAGCCCGUCGUAACAUUUUAGUUUCGCACUAUUUGGGAUAAAGCCCGCGCCUAUUAUUUAAUUUUAUCAUUAGGAUGCAUUAACAAUGACAUUUUAGUAUUUUAAACAUUGAAA